Molecule: messenger RNA, 2886 nt
Organism: Dromiciops gliroides (monito del monte)
Lineage: Eukaryota; Metazoa; Chordata; Mammalia; Microbiotheria; Microbiotheriidae
Gene: IPP
Product: intracisternal A particle-promoted polypeptide
Exons: 9
Coding region: 219-1973 (584 amino acids)
Molecular function (GO): actin binding
Source: RefSeq, a predicted model, not a curated record
CAGGUCACCUUUUGCUCACCAAACCCUCCCCCCGCCAAGCUGCGCGCGCAGCUGGGACCCAGACUCAGGUCGGGCCCUCGUAAGUGUCGGUGACUGUGGGAAGUGGGAGAUAAGGUCCUGACAGCCCCGAAACUAACACCAUCGCCGCGGCCGCCCAGGGGGGCAGCAGCUGAGGGGCCGGGGCCCAGGACCCAGAGCCCAAGCCAUCCCCUCCAGCCAUGGCCUGCGAGGCUGGGCCAAAGGCGGCCGACAGCACCUUCUCAUCCGACAGACAUGCCCAGAUCAUCCUGGCCCAGAUUAACGAGAUGCGCAGCGGGCAGGAUUUCUGCGACGUGCAGCUGCAGGUGGGGGAGGCUGAGUUCCGUGUGCACCGGCUGGUGCUGGCUGCCAGCAGCCCCUACUUUGCAGCACUCUUCACUGGGGGAAUGAAGGAAUCCUGCAAGGAUGAGGUGCAGAUCCUGGGCAUCGAAGCGGGAAUUUUCCAGACUCUUCUGGAUUUCAUUUACACAGGUGUGGUGAACAUAGGUGUGAACAACGUUCAGGAACUGAUCGUGGCUGCUGACAUGCUCCAGCUGACCGAGGUGGUGGACCUGUGCUGUGAGUUUCUGAAAGGACAGGUAGAGCCGUCCAACAGCAUCGGCAUAUUCCAGUUCUCGGAGCAGAUCGCCUGCCAUGACCUCCUGGAGUUCACAGAGAACUACAUCCACGUGCAUUUCUUGGAGGUGAGCGGUGGGGAAGAGUUUUUGGCGCUGACCAAGGAUCAGCUGAUAAAGAUUUUGCGAAGUGAGGAGCUGAGCAUCGAAGACGAGUACCAGGUAUUUUUGGCCGCCAUGCAGUGGGUUCUGAAGGACCUGGGCAGGAGGAAGAAGCAUGUGGUCGAAGUCCUGGAGCCUGUCCGAUUCCCCCUGCUGCCUCCGCAGAGGCUGGUCAAGUACAUAGAAGGAGUCCCUGACUUCAGCCUCCGAGUGGCCCUGCAGACACUGUUGAAAGAGUUCUGUGAGAUGGGCAAGCCCGCCAAGGAUAAUAGGUUCUGCAGUUUCCUGCAGACCUCCAAGGUGCGGCCUCGGAAGAAAGCGAGGAAGUACCUGUAUGCGGUAGGUGGAUACACCCGGCUGCAGGGGGGACGAUGGAGUGACAGCAGAGCCCUCAGCUGUGUAGAGCGUUUCGACACCUUCAGCCAGUACUGGACUACGGUGUCUUCCCUCCACCAGGCCCGCAGCGGCCUGGGAGUGGCGGUAGUGGGAGGGAUGAUCUAUGCCAUUGGAGGGGAAAAGGAUUCGAUGAUCUUUGACUGCACCGAGCGCUAUGACCCAGUCACCAAGCAGUGGACAACUGUGGCUUCCAUGAACCAGCCCCGGUGUGGCCUGGGGGUGUGCGUGUGCUAUGGGGCAAUCUAUGCUCUGGGUGGAUGGGUUGGAGCUGAGAUAGGAAACUCCAUUGAACGAUUCGAUCCUGAGGAAAAUAGCUGGGAAGUUGUUGGCACCAUGGCCGUGCCACGCUACUACUUUGGCUGCUGUGAGAUCCAAGGCUUAAUCUAUGUGGUUGGCGGCAUCAGCAAUGAGGGUGUGGAGCUCUGUUCCGUUGAAGUAUACAACCCAAUUUCCAAGUGCUGGUCAACGCUCCCUCCCAUGGGGACCAGGAGGGCCUAUCUUGGGGUUGCUGCCCUGAAUGACUGCAUCUACUCGAUUGGAGGAUGGAAUGAGACCCAGGACACCCUGCACACCGUAGAAAAAUAUUCCUUUGAGGAGGAGAGGUGGGUUGAAGUUGCAUCCAUGAAAGUGCCCCGAGCCGGUGUGUGCGUGGUGGCCAUCAAUGGGCUUCUGUACGUCUCUGGUGGCCGGUCUUCCAGUCAUGAUUUCUUGGCCCCUGUCACCUUGGAUUCGGUGGAAGUGUACAACCCUCACUCUGACACAUGGACUGAAAUCGGCAACAUGAUCACCAGCCGGUGUGAAGGGGGCGUGGCCGUACUGUGACACGCAUCGGAAACCCUGGGGUCUUGGAAGAGGAUGCUGGGGCUUGGGGCAGGACUAGAGAGAGAGAGAGGGAGGCUCCAAGAUCAGAAGUGUGGAUAUUUCAAGUGCAGAAAGUGCUGAAAAAUAGGCUAGAGCAGUGCUCCUGAGUGGUGUGGGCCAAGUUUGGCAUCUGUUAGCGGGCAAAGCCUGCCCUGACAGUGGGCAAUCAGGUUCACGUUGCCAGCCCCCUCUGGCUCAAGAACCACACUGUCCAUUCUGUACAGGUGGUCCUGUUGGGGCCUUUUCCUGUGCAAUACAAAAUACUCCUACACAGAAUUCUGUUGCCCCACAAUGAAAGCCAUACCAUUGCCCAUGCCAUCUGCCCCGUAGGGCAAUGACUGCCCAUCUCUUAGUCCCAGGGCUUUCAUUGGCACCAACCCCUCAGUUGGCAGCAUAUUUACUGGGAGAGGCUGGUGGGAAAUGGAGACAAUCCUGCCAGGAGCUCAUGGCAAACCUUGGCUUGCUGGUUUUCACUGGGUCCCCCCCAAUUCCCCCUGACUGGGUAGGUUUAAAAGUCCCCAGCAGCCUUCUGAAACAGAGGCCUCAGGCCUAGUCUGUCUGAGAAGGAGUGGUCACUCACAGAUGGGCUUAGCUUUUACAAGAGGGUGAAGCUUCAGGCCUCCAUCCUGCCUCUCUUCCAGCUGUUCUGGAAGGAGCCAUGCUUUGUGCUUGCCUGCCCGCCCGUGAAGCUUCCUUGGAAGCACCACCUCACAGGGACUGCUCAGCUUCCUCUCAGCCCCAUUCCUUUGCACGCUCACCCCCAUUUUCACCACCAGGCCUUUGGCAAAGGGUGGGAUCACGGGGUGACAGAGAGGAAGGCUCAACCUGGGACUGCUUCUCUGCAACUUGCUUGCAUGUGCUAGCUUCAGCUCCC